CUGCCGCUUGGGCCUGUCUGUCAUUGCCCAGUUUCUAAGGCCGUAAACUCGAAUUGUACUAAAAAUUUUGUAUUCCAAUUGUGGACCAAUAUUGACUGCGCAAUGUCAACGCCUGACGAUAUAUUGACCAUGGAGCUGGUCUAUGCAGAUCCUGCGGAACUGCCGAACACAUUGUUCGGAGGCGGCGACAUGGCUGCCAGCAGUGUGGAGCAACUUUUCAAGAUGCCGCUGCCAUUUAAGGAAGCCAACAGCGAGGAUAAACCCAUAGUAAAUAAUAAGAUCGAGGCCGUGUCGCCUGGCUAUGAGCUCAAGUACACGCUGGAGGGUCACCAGCGGCACAUAACCGCCGUGCGAUUUGCUCCUGGCGGCGACUGGCUGACCAGUGCAUCGGCAGAUAGUUUACUCAAGCUGUGGGACUUGGGCACGGCUCAGCUGAACAAAACACUGGCUGGACAUGUACUGGGCAUAAACGAUGUGGCCUGGGCGCCGGAUGGCAAAUUCAUGGCCAGCUGCAGCGAUGAUAAGACCAUAAGGCUCUGGGAUCCGCACGGCGGCCUGUGCCUGCGGACAAUGGAGGGGCAUGCUGGCUAUGUGUUUGCCUGCAGCAUUAAUCCGCAAGCGAAUCUAAUAGCGUCCACCAGUUUUGACUGCACCGUGCGGCUGUGGGAUGUGCGCAACGGCAAGUCCCUAAAAAUUAUACCCGCCCACAUGGAUCCAAUUUCGUCCGUGGACUUCAAUCGUGAUGGCACACUCUUUGUCACCGGCAGCUUUGAUGGCCUUGUGCGCAUUUGGGACACGAUCAGCGGGCAGGUGCUGAAGACGCUUAUCGAUGAGGAUAAUUCACCGGUGGGCUAUAAGCCAAAAUGUUUGCGCAUCUACAGAGGCCACACGAAUCUCAAGUAUUGCAUUGCCGUCAAAUUUUCCGUUACAGCGGGCAUGUGGAUCGUGUCGGGCAGCGAGGACAGUUGCCUCUAUAUAUGGAGUCUGCAGAGCAAGGAGCUUGUACAAAAACUAAAUGCACAUGCGCACGAGAUCAUCUGCACGGAUUGUCAUCCCAAAUUGAAUCUGAUCGCAACGGGCGCACUGCAGAACACCGAGAACCUCCGGAUCUGGCAGAGCAGCGAGACCGUAAUCGAAUUAAAUAAAUAAUUAACCUGUAUUUAAUUAGCAUUUAAUUGCAUUUGUCUCUAAGCCAACUUUGUAUUGGUAUUCUUAUCGCUGAAGUCGUAACAAUUGUAGUAAUACAAGAUAACAUGAUAA
Molecule: messenger RNA, 1260 nt
Organism: Drosophila virilis
Lineage: Eukaryota; Metazoa; Arthropoda; Insecta; Diptera; Drosophilidae
Source: RefSeq, a predicted model, not a curated record